This is a messenger RNA of Durio zibethinus, 2524 nucleotides long. RefSeq names its product trihelix transcription factor DF1-like. The record is from RefSeq and is a predicted model, not a curated record. NCBI's taxonomy places the organism in Eukaryota, Viridiplantae, Streptophyta, Magnoliopsida, Malvales, Malvaceae.
UUUAAGUACAACAAGGAAAAAAAUGCAACUUCAUGAGAUUGACAAGCAGAUCCCACAAACCAAAAUAAAUUAAUAAAUUCACCCGAAUAAAAGCCAUCUUCUGAAAGAAAAAAAAAAAAAAUUUCACCUCCCUCUUUUCUCUGUGGAUAGAUAGGAUCAUUGGAAUAGAGACAUACAAAGUAGAAUUUUUUUUUUUUUAUAUUUGUUAACUUAAAUUUUUAUUUUUUUCCCUUUUUUUUCGUAGAAAGCUGUAAGUAAAUUGCAAGCUCUUGCCAAGGGGUUAAAGAAGAGAAAGAAAGAGUAAGUUGUCGUAUCCAAAAAAUCAUAUAUGCUGGGUGGUGGUGACAAAAGUGCUAGUGUUCUUGGAAGCAGCAGCGACGGUGGUGCAGGUGGCGACGUCGCUGCUACUGCAACGGUUAGCAGCAGCGGAGCUCGUGAUGGAAGCAGCGGAGCUCGUGAUGGAAGCAGCGAAGCUUUACCUCCAAACGGCUAUAGUAACAAUUCAGGUGAAGAUGAUAGAGGAAGGGUUGAUGAAGGUGACCGUUCUUUUGGAGGCAACCGGUGGCCGAGGCGAGAGACUUUGGCACUUUUGAAAAUAAGGUCCGACAUGGAUGUUACCUUUCGUGACGCUAGCGUUAAGGGUCCAUUAUGGGAAGAGGUUUCCAGGAAACUAGCAGAACUUGGUUAUCAUCGAAGUGCCAAGAAAUGCAAGGAGAAAUUCGAGAACGUUUACAAGUAUCACAAGAGAACCAAAGAUGGCCGAACUGGUAAAGCAGAUGGAAAGACUUAUCGGUUCUUCAAUCAAUUAGAAGCCCUCGAAAAUCAGCCUUCCAUUCAAUCGCCAGCAGCAGCAGCAGCACCACCGCAACUAAAGCCUCAAGCUCAAACGGCAAUGCCAGCACCUAAUCCUCCGAGUCUGCCCCAUAUCACUGUUCCAUCACCAAAUAUAAACCUUACAGACCCUUCCUUCCCAUCGACAAACCCUACAAUUCAACCUCCACUACCAGCAACAAACCCGACAAUUCCUUCUUUCCCAAAUAUUUUCGCAGAUAAUUCCACCUCCUCAUCUACCUCAUCAGAUUUAGAAUUAGAAGGUCGGAGGAAGAGGAAAAGAAAAUGGAAGGAAUUUUUCGUGAGGCUAAUGAAGGAGGUGAUUCAGAAGCAGGAGGAUAUGCAGAAGAAAUUCUUGGAAGCAAUAGAGAAACGUGAGCACGAAAGAAUGGUCCGUGAAGAUGCUUGGAGGAUGCAAGAAAUGUCAAGAAUAAAUAGAGAACGCGAGAUAUUAGCCCAAGAAAGAUCAAUAGCUGCCGCAAAGGAUGCAGCAGUAAUGGCGUUUCUGCAAAAGUUAUCUGAGCAGCAAAAUCCGGGGCAGCCGCAAAAUAAUUCGCUACCGUCACAGCAACCACAAGCUCCUCCACCACAGCGAGUAUCGGUAGAGGCACCAGUAGCGCUGCCAACAGAAGCAGCAGUGCCAGCGCCUGCUCCACCACUUGUGCUGUUGCCAAUGGUGAAUUUAGACGUGUUAAAGACAGAUAAUGGCGAUAAAAGUUACACACCAAGCUCUUCAAGAUGGCCUAAUGUUGAGGUUCAAGCAUUGAUUAAGCUAAGAACUAGCCUUGACGCUAAAUACCAGGAUAGUGGUCCUAAAGGACCAUUAUGGGAGGCGAUGUCAGCUGCAAUGAAAAAGCUUGGGUACAAUCGCAACGCCAAAAGAUGCAAAGAGAAAUGGGAGAACAUAAACAAGUACUUUAAGAAGGUCAAAGAGAGCAACAAGAAAAGGCCCGAGGAUUCAAAAACAUGUCCCUACUUUCACCAACUUGAUGCUUUAUAUAGAGAAAAGAACAAGCAUGACAGCUCCUCCAAUCAAUUAAAACCCGAGAACGCAGUCCCAUUGAUGAUACGCCCAGAGCAGCAAUGGCCCCCUUCUCCUUCGGAGCCCAAUCAACACCAACAUGAUCAUGUAAUGGAAGACAUGGAAAGUGAUCAGAAUCAAGAAGAAGACGACAAGGACGGUGAUGAUGAGGAGGAAGAUGAAGGGGGUAGCUAUGAAAUUGUAGCUAGCAAACCGGUUUCAAUGGGCACAGGUGAGUGAUAUCAGUGUCAGAAGCAAACUAACCAGCACUGUCAAAUUUCAUCGCCCGCAUGUCGGCUGAUAAAUGUUACUUAAGAAUCUAUUCUUUUGAGUUGAUGUUUUAGCAGCUAUCGGCCGGGCAACUAGGUCAGGAACCGGCAAUGGUGCAUUGGAGUGGAGGCAGUUGAAUUGAAAUUUUAUAGGUGAGUACACAUUGGUGGGGUUGUAGCAUAUAGUCAGUGGAAUUUAUAUGUUUAUUUUCAUUGCUAUUAUUUAUUUUUUUGGCUAAAUAAAUAAGUUGAGAGGGAGAGGUAGAUCAGAUAGAGUUUCAGAAUCUAAUUCCACAUAAUAAACAGGGAAAAAAGACUAGCGCUGUAAUUUUUUUUUUUUUUUUUAUUUUUUUUUAUGUUCAUUGUUCGUCUUCGUGGUGGUGUAAAUGUAAGAACUGUUAAU